This is a messenger RNA of Meloidogyne enterolobii, 547 nucleotides long. NCBI's taxonomy places the organism in Eukaryota, Metazoa, Nematoda, Chromadorea, Rhabditida, Meloidogynidae. The record is from the annotation of a GenBank genome assembly.
UUGGUGGAUUUGGAGCGAUUGAUGGGAUAUCGGUUGAUUUCGGCAGAAUAAUGGGGAAAAGGGAUUAUGAGGUAUAUCAAGGAUAAAUUAAGAGACAAAGUAGAGAAUGUCAGAUUCGAGUUCAAAAAAAUUUGAAAUUGAGUUCAAAGCUUUGGGGUUAUACGAGAUGUGGACUUUUGCAAUAUUUUAUGUAUGGGGAAUACAAACUCAACGUUAUCCUGGAUAUUUUAACAACUCUAAAUUUUCUUGUGAUUCUUUUAACAAUACUCCAAGUGAAAUGGAAGAAACAUUUCCUAUCGCUCACAGAAUUUUUGCUUCUUUUAAGCCAGAAGAAGUUGAAGGCGAUACAAUAUUUAAAAAGAAUUUCAGUAAAAAUGAAGUAAUUGAAGCUAAAGAAAAAUAUUUAAGAAUUCAUUACCCUCCUCAAAUACAUGAUUUAUUUAAGGAUGUAAAAAAUCAAAUUAAGGAAUUAUAUUUAUUUUCAACAAAGAUUAGAACUAUUGUUGACAAAUAUAUUGAUGAAAUAUUUGGGUAUGUUAUAAACUAA